AAUGAAUAGAAAACCCAUUUUUUUAUAAGAUAAGCAAGUAUCAUAGAGUUACCCAUAUAAUUAACCUACUCAAAUAUAAACUGGUAGAUAAGCUGAUACUAGGAUUGCUAAUAUGAAAAAUACUGAACAUCUUUUGAUGGGUAAAAUUGUUAUAUCAUUCAGCUCCUCAACAUAAUACACCUUUUUCGGCCUUUAGCACUGCCAUGUAAUCAUAAGAUGCUUCAUUCUUGAGUAACAAACAGGAAGACACUAGUAUUGGAUUUUAAUAAAUUUUGAAACAUGUCAAUUAAAUAGUAUAAGAAAAAUCAUAGGCAUAAGAAUUAAAGAUUAAAGAAUUGUAAAAUCAGAUCGAUUCAAACCGAACUAUUAUUUUUGAUAUAAGAGGAUAAAAUCCGAUUAAUGCAGAAUAGUUAAGCAUAAAAUUUAAAUAGUUUGAAGAAUCUGUAAUUUCAAUUUUCAAUAUUUUAGAUCAAAACAUAUAUAAAAAAGGCUCAGGAAGAAUUAAUGAAUUAAUAGGUUAAUUUUUAAAGCGAUUAUUAAAUAAAGUUUAAAGAAUUACAGGAUUAGACUGAUAAUAAAUUAAAAUUUAUAUAAAAAGAAAACUAGUAAAAUUUAGUUAAAUUAAAAGAAGACACACAAUCAAGAACUCCUCCUCAAAUUAAUCUUAGUGAAGAUAAACUUAUAAAGGAUAUUCAAUAAAAAAUUAAGGAUCUUCAAUUAUUGUUUGAUUCUCAACAUAAUGAAUUUGUUUUAAAUGAUUAAAAAACAAAGUAAAUGUUCUAUCAAAUAAAACUAGAUAACAAUUUACUAAAUUAGAAAAAAAUCUAUCCGAGCAAUCUUAAAAAAUUAGUGUUUAAGAAUAAUAGACUAUUGCUUAAUUAAAGUCAUUCUAAAAUAAUCAAUAAAAUAAUAUUGCUUAAGCAAAUAAAAAACUUUAGGAUGAUAUUGAAAUUAAGUUACAAUAAGUUUACAAUAUGAUCCAACAAAAAACAUUUACAUAAUCUGACAAGUAAUUGAUAACUUAUUAUUUAGAUUAACAGAAUUAACACUUUAAUAAGGAGAUCUAAAUAAAAUUACACAAGGAGUAUUUGAUCUUCAGAAUUCAUAAAAAUUACUCUCUUAGUAAUAUUAAGAACUAACUAUAAGAAUAGAUUAGCAUCUAUCUUAAACCUCUAAUUAAGAAAAUUAUCUUAAAGAACUAGAAUAGAAAGUGGAUUAAGUAUACUGAAUUAAAUAUAUUAGAAUAAUGAUGAAAAUUAUAAUGGUAUUACUUAAUUGAGAUUAGAACUUUCAAGUCUAACCAAAUAAUUUGAGAGAUUGAAAUUAGAAUAUAAAAAUUAAUUUGAUUAUCUCAUAGAUUAAUAAAAUAAAUCAAAUGAAGAAAACAGAAAAUCUCAUUAAGAAAUACUGUUUUCUUUUAAAUAAACUGAGUAGACUCAUUGGGUAGAUGAAUAUAACAAAAAAAAACCUGAAAUUUAAUAAGCUUAAGUCUAAGUGUUUAGUUAUGAAGAAGAUUCUGAAAGUAAGAGUGACCAGCAAAUAAAUGAAUUAUCAGAAUAGAAUAAUAAUGUAUUAAUCUUCCUUAUUUAUUAGGAUUAAAUAGAGCCUGAGUUUGAAAAGGAGGCGUUUAUGGAAAGGUUGAAAGCGUUGAGUCCCUUUAAAAAUAGCUAAUUAUAGGAAGAGAAGAUAGUGUAAGUGAAGGAAGAGAAUCAGGAUCAGGAUUAGGAGAAAAAAAAUGAAUAAAAAGAGGAGGACGAUGACGAUGAUGAUAAUAAUGAAGCUACUUAUUAAUUAGAUGAAAAUGGUUUCUUAUUAGAUGACGAAGGAAAUUAUUUGUUAGAUGAAAAUGGGUAAAUGAUUCAAUUAAAUGAAACCUAAAUAGAGUAUUUAAGAAAGUAAGAUAUGGUGUAAGAGGAAGAAAAUUGA
Messenger RNA from Paramecium octaurelia, 1926 nucleotides. NCBI's taxonomy places the organism in Eukaryota, Ciliophora, Oligohymenophorea, Peniculida, Parameciidae. The record is from the annotation of a GenBank genome assembly.